Messenger RNA from Penicillium pulvis, 1071 nucleotides. RefSeq lists its product as uncharacterized. The transcript is spliced from 2 exons. The record is from RefSeq and is a predicted model, not a curated record. Gene Ontology annotation, molecular function: lyase activity. NCBI's taxonomy places the organism in Eukaryota, Fungi, Ascomycota, Eurotiomycetes, Eurotiales, Aspergillaceae. Bases 1 to 1071 code for a protein of 356 amino acids. Gene Ontology annotation, cellular component: periplasmic space.
AUGAUUAGCCAGGACCAGAUCGAUUAUUUUAAAUCAGAAGUGGCUGCCUCUUCGUCGCCUUGGCUUGCGGCUUAUGACCAGCUUCUUGACCAAACCGCAGUCGCCAAUGCAACAUAUACGCCCUCACCAGUACCAACCGUUGUCUGUGGAUCGUACAGCAUCCCAGAUGUUGGAUGUUCCGCCGAACGCGAAGAUUCUCUUGCAGCGUAUGCCAAUGCCUUAGCGUGGGUUGUUAGUGAAGAGCAGUCGUAUGCAGAUAGAGCUAUUGACAUUAUGAAUUCUUGGUCAUCGACUGUCCUGACUCAUAACGAUUCCAAUGCUCCCAUUCAGUCCGGCUGGGUCGGGUCAGUCUGGGCUCGAACGGGAGAGCUUAUUCGUUAUUCUGAUGCUGGCUGGAGUACUAGUGAGAUCGAUGAUUUUGAGGUAAUGUUGCGCACAGCCUAUAUGCCAUUGGUGAUUGGUGGUUCAACUUACAACGGAAAUUGGGAGCUAGUCAUGACAGAAGCUGCGAUGUUUAUGGGUGUAUUCCUUGAGAACUCUACUGCAUACAACACUGCCAUGGACCUCUUCGAAGCUCGCGUUCCUGCCUAUAUCUAUUUGACUUCUGACGGCUCGUUGCCCGUUUACCCUCGAGGUAUCAGUACCGAGGCUGCACUGAUCAGCUAUUGGGAGGGUCAGAGCACGUUUCAGGCCAGCGGUAUGGCGCAAGAAACAUGCAGAGAUCUGGAGCAUACGGGAUAUGGGCUAGCAUCGAUCGCACAUGUGUCAGAGAUGUCACGCAUCCAAGGCACGGAUUUAUACCAGACUUCGAUUGGGACUCGUCUUCAAGCAGCCCUGGAGUUCCACACGCAGUUUUUGGAAGGUAUUGAUGUCCCUUCGUGGCUCUGUAGCGGCACCCUCGACCUUACCUUACUCUCCACCACGGAAAUUGGAUUCAAUGCAUUUGCGACAAGAAUGGAUUACAACAAUUUGACAUAUACGAACGAGUGGACCGUAUCACGCCGACCAGCCGGGAGUAACGGACUUUUCGUGGCAUUUGAAACUCUCACUCAUGCUAAUAACCCUUAUUAA